CGUGACUAACGAGAAAAUAAUUAAAACAGAAAAGAUGAUAACGAUUUUCGUUGCGUGGGAGAAGAAAGUAGGUGAUAGCUAGAACGACGAGCAUAGCUAAAGGUGUGUUUGCUGGUUUGUGGGUGGGGAUGAGGCCGGGUGGUGGUGGCAGAGGAGGUUCAGUUUCGUUCUCAGUCUCAUCCAGGCUGGAAUCGCGGUGAUGAACGCGUGGAAAAUCCACUGAGAAUCGGUGUUCGGCGACUCGACGAACUUCAAAAAUCAAUAUAGUGCGUGAGCGUUCCUAACGAGAGGGCUGCGAACGGCGCAAGCAUGCAAGCCGAGAACGAAACGAACGGGAAGAACGACUCUCAGUUGGAGAACGAGGAGAAGAAUAAUACCGAGAUAGAGAAGAACGAGGUUAAAACGGAAACGAACGAGGCUGGUAACGAGUCCACCGAAGAUGUUGUAGCCAGCAAGACGGCGAAUUUGAAAAUCGAAGAUGAGUCGGGAAAUUCGACGCCGAGCAGUCCCGGCGCCACUCAGUCUGGCAGUUUUUUGCCCAAUUUCAAGGCGUUUUCGAAAUUCGGUGACCCGAAAAGCGACGGCAAGCUGAUCACUCUGAGUCAGAGCGACAAGUGGAUGAAGCAGGCGAAAGUGAUCGAUGGAAAGAAGAUCACCACCACCGAUACAGGGAUUUACUUUAAGAAGCACAAAUCUAUGAAAUUGGGUAUCGAGCAGUACAAAUCGUUCUUGGAGGAUCUAGCGAAUAACAAGAAGGUGGACUUAGCGACGAUGAAGAAGAAAAUGGCGAAUUGUGGACCACCUGGUUUCACCGGUGGCGCUGGAGGACCAGGAAAAGCUGCCUCCACGGUGGACAGACUGACGGACGUGAGCAAGUACACCGGCUCGCACAAGCAGCGGUUCGACGAGAGCGGCCGGGGCAAAGGUAUCGCUGGACGAAAGGAUCUCCCCGACCAGUCGGGCUACGUGCAAGGCUACCAAAACAAGGACACCUACAACAAGGCCCACUAACCUGGGACCUAUCGCGCUUCUGUGAUGUCUUCGACACUCUGUUGUCCCGUCCACGCACUUCACACGAAAUGCCACGCGUUCGUUUGCCUCUCGUCUUCGUUAUCGCGUUCCUCUUACAUACACACAAACCAGCAGCCUCGUUGCAGCCUGUUGAAACUCUUCAAACAACCGCUGACAAUCUACGUUGAUCAGGAACGAAACGAAGAUCGAUCGAACGUGUUGGAAACUAUCCUCGAUGAUAUAUCCUUUCAGGCGACCAUCAGCGGAGAAAAGAGAGAAAAAAGAACGUCGAGAAUUUAACGGCGAACAGUGAUUUUUAGAGAGUUAGAAAGAACAUCGCUAUUGUAUACCUGGCAAAUAUGUAUUUUUUCGUCGGCAGGUAUUUGUUUUUCAUAGAAACUCAACAUCCGAGAGUUCGAUUCAGAGAAGUAUUCCAAAGAAGAAUUGUACCAAUUUUCUGAAAAAGGAACAUUUACAUUAGGACGCUUGUACGAUACUCUUAAAGAUGAUCUAAAAUCGCCUGUUUCAUUGACCUGGUACUUCAUUCCAAGUCAGUUGACACUUAGAUCGAAAGCUUCUUCGCUUUUUUCGCUGGACAAAUCGAUCCAACCUGUGCAUACACUCUCAACGAGACUUCCAUUCGAUACACUUGUUGCGUCUCGUUAUCUGUACGGAUCCUCGACGAUACCUCGUUCGAAUUUACAAUUAAAUUGCUGUCACACGAGAACCGAGAUCUUCUCGAUACCGCGAACACACCUCUUGACUCUUCUUCUUCAACGUUAUUUCGUGUUACCAACCGGUUGAUUAGGGUUGCAAGUACAAAAUCUGUCGUCUUUCUUCGUCUGCUAUCUACGAAACGCAGAGUGCGCGCUGAAAACGUCAGCUUUGAAAGUAAGAAAAAAGUUUACACUCGUCGAAGUAUUAACUCAGAAGUAUACUCGAGAUUCUUCGAUACUCCAUUUUCGAUCAGCGUGGCGCGAUAUGUAAUCACGAAGAGGAGAGAAAUUUGGGGAAAAGCUAGUCGGUGUUCGAUUCGAACGACGAGAAUUCGACGUGUUUUCCUCUACUUGGAAUUUAUCCACGCAAACUUGUGCUUUCCUCGAGGAUAUUCGCAUUUUGGUGCAAAGGCAACUUUCAAUAGACGUACAAUCGACGCGGCGAACGUCGUUAGUAUACGGGGGUGAGAAAAGUAUCGUCACCAAUGUGAUCGUGCGAAUUUCGAGAUAUUUACGGUUAUUCUUGUGG
Habropoda laboriosa is the source of this 2256-nucleotide messenger RNA. RefSeq names its product TPPP family protein CG45057 (gene ringer). Gene Ontology annotation, molecular function: tubulin binding. The transcript is spliced from 4 exons. Gene Ontology annotation, biological process: microtubule polymerization; positive regulation of protein polymerization; microtubule bundle formation. Gene Ontology annotation, cellular component: microtubule. Lineage: Eukaryota; Metazoa; Arthropoda; Insecta; Hymenoptera; Apidae. The record is from RefSeq and is a predicted model, not a curated record. Bases 310 to 1011 code for a protein of 233 amino acids.